AUGCGUCUCUCAAAUCCGUUGCGGCGGUCCCGCGAAACGCGGUUGCCCAUGUACCAGAACCCCAAUUCGCCUGCAAAAGAGCGCUCCUCCAACGAUGGCUACUAUUCCUCCUCAGACGGCGACUCAGAAUCAUCAUUUUCAGGUCCAUCCUCAGACGGGUCAAGAAACGUAUCCGAGUCAUAUCCUGUGCGACCGCUGCUAGUUCAGAAGAGGAACCAGAGACCUACCUCUCAGCGACCGGGUGGUUUCUACCCUUACAGAUUGCCACCGCGAGUUAUCCGCUAUGUCUUUCUUGCGAUAACUGGGCUGAUAAUCCUCAUGAUUAUCAGCCUGGUACGGGCAAGUCAGCUCGAGAACUGGAAAGUUGCCAACGGCCAGGUAAACAGUCGGCCGGCGCCUCCCCCUCUGUGGGAGAAAUUUCCGUUUCUGGAGAGGUAUUAUGGCGGCAUACGCACUUUGGUUCCUUUUGAGGAGAACAAGCCCGAGUAUCCCAAGUCCAACGAGCACACACCAUCGAGUCCGGCAUCGCCCGCCCAAACCGCUUCAACUGGCGAGGUGGAGAGUCGCGAGGCUGGAUUCCCUACCAGUCACUCGUGGGAAGACUACGCUGGACGAAGUAACGAGACUGGUAUCAAGGAGUGCUUCCUGGAUGCUGCUGGCAAGAUUCGCCCACCACCGCUUCGUUAUUACAACGGUCGACCCAGUGGCUUCCCGUUGCAUGUCACCGGCUCUUAUGAAGUCCUUAAACUACCCGAAGAAGUUUGCUUUGAGCGCUAUGGAAAAUUUGGCCCUUAUGGGUUUGGAUAUUCGACGCGCACUGGUGGCUUAGACUAUCGCGAGGUUAACUGGGCGGAAAUUCAACAGCGCUGCUUCCAGGCUAAUGCUGGUCGCAACUCCAAAGGAGCAAAGGUCAAAUCUCGCGACUCUGAGCCGAAAGACGACGGCAAGACGAAGACUGCUGCUGAAAAUGCUAAGGAUGAAUCCGACAAGAAGGGCGCUUCUACAACCGAGGUGGCCAAGCAAUCACGAACCGCCAUUGUUGUCAGGUGCUGGGACGAGUAUCUAUUCCGAGAAGAUGAUUAUGCCAACCUUCGAUCGAUGAUUUCUGAGCUUUCAUUAGCUUCCGGAGGCCGGUACGACGUUCAUCUACUAGUUCAGGUGAAGAACGAUGCCAAGCAUCCUGUUUGGGCUGACCACGAGAUCUACGAGCAAAGAAUUCGAGACUCCAUUCCAAAGGAAUUCCAGGGUCUGGUCACUCUUUGGACUGAAACGCAGAUGCUCUCCCUGUAUCAGGGUAUCUAUGAUUCGUUCAGCCGAGGCCCCGAACUCCCAGUUCACGGAGCGUACCGCGGACUCACUAUGGCCAUGCAGCAUUUUGCAUACUUGCACCCUGAGUACGACUAUUUCUGGCAGUGGGAGAUGGAUAUCCGCUAUACGGGACACUAUUAUGACCUGCUAUCUAAGCUCGAAAACUGGUCCAAGGCUCAGCCGCGGAAGGGACUGUGGGAACGAAACUCGCGAUAUUAUUUCCCCAACGCUCACGGUACCUGGGAAGACUUUUCACAGAUGUCCCGCGUACAGAGCGAAAUGGGAACCCCUGGAGCCGAUAAUGUUUGGAAGAACGUGCCCGGCGUUGACGGCCAGCCCCCAGAGACUUCCACGAGGAAGAAGAUUAAGACUGUUUGGGGCCCUAUCCGUCCUUCAGAUGAAAACGACUGGUUUGAGCAUGAAAAGGAUCCCGUCCCGCCGUCUUCGUAUGAUACCGACCACUACCAAUGGGGAGUAGGCGAGGAGGCGGACUUGAUUACUCUGAAUCCCAUCUUCGACCCAGAGGGCACCACAUGGGGCCUGAAGGAUGACAUUACGGGCUACAACCGCUCAAUUCCUUUCCCUCCUCGGCGCGCCAGCAUCAUCACAACGUCUCGAAUGUCAAGGCGCCUUCUCAUGACAAUGCACAGGAUGACGGCACACAAGAAGCAAUUCGCCUUCCCCGAGAUGUGGCCCGCGACAGUUGCUCUUCAGCACGGUUACAAGGCUGUUUACGCACCACACCCCACAUUCAAUGGUGGCCGUGAUGGAGCCACUGGCGGAUCAAGGACCAGUCUCUUCGGCGACCGAGAACACAACCUCAGGGGAUUGACUUGGUUCUAUAACUCUGGUUUCGGGCCCAACUUGUACAAACGCUGGUUGGGCUUGAAGGUAAACAACGACGGUGGAGAAGAGUUUGAGAAGACAGAGGAUAAGAGCCGAGCUGGUUCGGGAGUCGGCGCCAUGACUGGCGGCGAGGGUCGCAUGUGCCUCCCCCCUAUGCUUCUCCAUCCCGUUAAGGAGGUGGACAUACCUAUUGAGGCUCCUCCGCAAGAGGAAGAUGCGGCGAAUGAAGUGCCCGAAUCAGACCCAGAGGCCUGA
Messenger RNA from Trichoderma breve, 2409 nucleotides. RefSeq lists its product as uncharacterized. The record is from RefSeq and is a predicted model, not a curated record. The transcript has 4 exons. Bases 1 to 2409 code for a protein of 802 amino acids. Lineage: Eukaryota; Fungi; Ascomycota; Sordariomycetes; Hypocreales; Hypocreaceae.